AUGGCCGAUCAAAAGCUCCACCCUGCUGUAACCGUAUCCAACAUUAAGGCUUUCAUUCCUAUUACCCUGGACCACGAAGCCUUGGACUAUAACAAUUGGUCCGAAUUAUUCCGCCUCCACUGCACCGCCUACCUUGUUGCUGAUCAUCUCUCUCCUCGGACACCACCUGCUGCCGCUGACAAAGACAAAGAAAACGAGACUCCUGGCUCUUCUUCAUCUCCCGCCGACUCUUGGGAGCGGCUAGAUGCCAUCGUCCGUCAGUGGAUGUACGGUACUAUCUCCACGGAUCUUCUCAAGACUGUCAUCAAGACCCGAACCACUGCGUAUGAUGCCUGGAAGGCCAUUGAGUCUUUGUUCCUGGAAAACUUCUCCUCCACGGCGGUAUAUUGUCAAGAACUCAAGGUUUUCUCUGACCAACUGAGCAAUGUCGACGCUCCUGUCGAUGAACAGACUCUUGUUCUACAGACCAUUGCUGGUCUUACAGAACAAUAUGAAACCGUCAGUACUAUCCUCCAGAAUACUAAACCCCUACCCUCCUUCUUUGACAUCCGUUCUCAACUUUGUAUGAACGAGACCACCAAAGCAAGUCAUGCCCUUCACUCCGCUACCCAAGCCUCUACCGCCCUACUUACUCAAAGCCGACCCAACCACUCACCUUCCAACCCUCACCACUCCACUGCCUCCGCCUCCCAAAGUUCACGUGACCCAGCCGGAGCUGAGGUCGCUCUCGCGGCCGAGGCCGGACCUCCACCUUUCAACCCCAUCGCUCCACCACCUCUUCUCAGCCUAACCACCCUUAUAUUAUCUUCCCUAACAAUUGGACCCAAAGCCAAUGGGCCAAUCUUCUAA
Helianthus annuus (common sunflower) is the source of this 849-nucleotide messenger RNA. RefSeq lists its product as uncharacterized. NCBI's taxonomy places the organism in Eukaryota, Viridiplantae, Streptophyta, Magnoliopsida, Asterales, Asteraceae. The record is from RefSeq and is a predicted model, not a curated record. The transcript has a single exon. The coding region runs from base 1 to 849 and encodes 282 amino acids.